CAACAACUUCCCGCGAGCAGCCUCACACAUAUCAUCUACGCCUUCGCAGAUAUAAAUCCAGACACGGGGGAGGUCUUCCUCAGCAACCUGUUAGCAGAUACCGGAAGUCUUUCUCCGACUAGUAACAACCUCUAUGGCUAUCUGCAGCAGCUCUACGUGCUUAAGAAGAGGAAUCGCGGCCUGAAAGUUCUACUCUCUGUCGGUGGCACGACCUACUCACCACACUUUGCAUCACCAGCUUCAAGUGACUCCGGACGCUCGAAGUUUGCAACAUCCGUGCUCGCACUCAUUGAGAAUCUUGGUCUCGAUGGCGUGGAUAUCGACUGGGAAUACCCCGCCAACACCGCACAAGCUGCAAAUAUGGUGCUUCUACUGAAAGAGGUGCGGCAAACUCUUCUGCCAAACAAUUAUACUGUUACAGUAGCUUGUCCUGGGCCAUUUGGGUACACGCAUCUGCUCCCGGCCGAGAUAGACCAGCACGUAGACUUCUGGAACCUUAUGGCCUAUGACUACUCUGGGGGUUGGAGCAACGUCACUGGCGACCAAGCAAACCUCUUUCGUUCCGCGGACCAUCCAGAGAGCACGCCGUUUGACACUGAGUCAGUCAUAAACUACUAUGCCUCGCAUGGCGUAUCGCCAAACAGGAUCGUACUUGGCAUGCCUCUCUAUGGCCGCUACUUUAAUGGUACUGGUGGUCUUGGACAAUCCUUUUCCGGCUCCGGCACCUACAGCUUGAAGGAGCUCUCUUUAGAGGGGGCCAUUGUAUAUUACGACUGCAAUGCUGGCUCGAGCUAUAGUUACAGCGCUAGUCAGGAACAGCUUAUAAGCUACGAUAACGUCGAUGUAGCGAGACAGAAGGCGGCUUUUAUCAUGGACAGACUUGGCGGUGCGAUGUACUGGGAAAGCAGCGAUGAUGGCGUAGGAGAUGAAAGCAUAAUUCAAACCGUGUCAGGCAUUCUCCGGGGAGAGGGCAUAGGUCUUGACACCACUCCAAACCGGCUGCUGUAUCCAAACUCCACCUACGCCAACGUCCGGCAUGGCAUG
Molecule: messenger RNA, 1044 nt
Organism: Amorphotheca resinae ATCC 22711
Lineage: Eukaryota; Fungi; Ascomycota; Leotiomycetes; Helotiales; Amorphothecaceae
Product: glycoside hydrolase family 18 protein
Exons: 2
Biological process (GO): carbohydrate metabolic process; chitin catabolic process
Cellular component (GO): extracellular region
Molecular function (GO): chitin binding; chitinase activity
Source: RefSeq, a predicted model, not a curated record